AAGUCGUUUAAAAGUGAAAAUAUCUUGUCAAAAUCUGUAAGUGAAUUUAUUAAGACUCAAAGAUGUGGAGAGUUUGCCCGAUGUUCUCUGGUAAAUACAUGGAUUUCGAUAUGAUCCGACGACAACUCGCGGAGGUCAAAAGUAUUCCCAUUAGGGACGCCGUUCAAAGGGUUAUCGAUGUACCAAAAUGUCAUAAACCGAAUGUUGAACAUCUCGUAAUGUUAAAUGAAAGCAUCAAAAGUCUGUACGAAGAAAUACGUCUAAUCAUUACGGAAGAAUGGGAAACCAUCAUGAUUCAUCUCAUUACAUGCAAGAUGGAAGAAACAGUCAGACACAGUUUUCUAGAUGAUUCGACACUGUAUCCUACAAUGAAUGCUGCAAUGAAAGCCUUGCAGUCACGAGUAGAUUGUGUCAAGGAAAGUAGUAAAAAAAGUUAAUCAAAUGACAUGAGUCUAUCAAAUGACACUAGUUCAUCGCAUUGAAUUAGAACAAACAAUUUGUUAUAUUUCACACUUAAAUAAUUUUAUACAAUUAAAUUUGAAUUCAUAAAAUUACACAUAAUUGGAAAUCAGUAAACUUUAUGUGUAUUUUUAUUAAUAUUGAAACAUUAUGUAAA
Molecule: messenger RNA, 616 nt
Organism: Nicrophorus vespilloides
Lineage: Eukaryota; Metazoa; Arthropoda; Insecta; Coleoptera; Silphidae
Exons: 2
Coding region: 63-437 (124 amino acids)
Source: RefSeq, a predicted model, not a curated record